This is a messenger RNA of Capronia epimyces CBS 606.96, 2043 nucleotides long. Its product is annotated as histone deacetylase 1/2. Bases 1 to 2043 code for a protein of 680 amino acids. Gene Ontology annotation, molecular function: histone deacetylase activity. NCBI's taxonomy places the organism in Eukaryota, Fungi, Ascomycota, Eurotiomycetes, Chaetothyriales, Herpotrichiellaceae. The record is from RefSeq and is a predicted model, not a curated record. The transcript has 2 exons.
AUGUCGUUCGCACCGGUCGACCCGCCGAAGCUGCGGGACGACAGCAAGAAGCGAGUGGCAUACUUCUACGAUUCAGACGUCGGAAACUAUGCAUAUGUGUCAGGCCAUCCUAUGAAGCCUCACAGAAUACGACUCGCUCAUUCCCUAGUCAUGAAUUACGGCCUCUACAAGAAGAUGGAAAUCUAUCGUGCAAAACCCGCCUCGAAGUACGAGAUGACACAAUUUCACACCGACGAAUACAUUGACUUCCUCGCAAAAGUCACACCUGACAAUAUGGACUCCUAUCAAAAAGAACAACAGAAAUAUAACGUCGGAGACGAUUGUCCCGUGUUUGAUGGACUCUUCGAAUUUUGCGGAAUCAGUGCGGGUGGCAGUAUGGAAGGCGCAGCAAGGUUGAAUCGCCAAAAGGCAGACAUCGCCAUUAACUGGGCUGGCGGUCUGCAUCACGCGAAAAAGAGCGAGGCUAGCGGUUUCUGCUACGUCAACGACAUUGUCUUGGGCAUUCUCGAGCUGCUAAGAUUUCACAAGAGAGUUCUCUACAUCGACAUCGACGUCCACCAUGGCGACGGUGUCGAAGAAGCUUUUUACACUACUGACCGAGUCAUGACCGUUUCUUUCCACAAGUAUGGAGAAUACUUUCCAGGUACUGGCGAGCUUAGGGAUGUCGGAGUGGGCUCGGGCAAAUACUAUGCUGUCAACUUUCCUCUACGCGACGGGAUCGAUGAUGCAUCAUACAAGGGCAUCUUUGAACCUGUCAUUCGGGGCACUAUGGAGUUUUAUCAACCUUCUGCUGUAGUACUACAAUGCGGUGGCGACUCUCUUUCUGGAGAUCGACUUGGCUGCUUCAACCUCAGUAUGAGAGGCCACGCCAACUGUGUCCGGUUUGUGAAAUCCUUCAAUCUCCCGACACUCAUUGUCGGAGGUGGCGGUUAUACCAUGCGCAAUGUUGCAAGAACCUGGGCAUUUGAAACAGGUACCUUGGUCGGUGAAAAUAUGGAGGCCAAUCUCCCAUACAACGACUAUUACGAGUACUAUGCUCCUGACUACGAACUUGAUGUACGACCGUCAAACAUGGAGAACGCCAAUUCUCGAGAGUAUCUGGAGAAGAUCCUGAUACAAGUAUUGGAGAACAUGAAAAGGACUGCCCAUGCACCGUCGGUGCAAAUGACCGACGUACCAAGAGAAUCUCUGGGCAUGAAUGACGACGAAGAAGCAGCACUUGAUGACAUGGACGAAGACGAAAACCCUGAUAAGCGCAUAACCCAACACAAGGCAGAUAAGUACGUUGAGAAGAACGGCGAGCUGUCCGACAGUGAUGACGAAGAUAUGACUGGCGUGAAUGGCCACAUGUCCAGCCGUAAAAUACGCGCAACACGAAAUUAUCGCCACAUCCUAGAUGUUGGCGGCAAUGACUCAGGAGUCGAGACGGGGAGCGCAUCGGGUACACCACAGCAGGGUUCCAGUAUCACUGACGAUGCAGAUGAGAUGAAUGUUGAUGAGCUCGAAGACCAACCCGCACAGAGUUCAACCAGCCACAACCUCGCCACAGAGGCGAACGGUUCUGCCGCAGUUUCUGGUCAAGAGUCUCCUGGUCGAGCUCCAGCUCCAGCGGAGUUGGAUGGAGACAUCGAGAUGGGAGAGGCGGAGACAGACGCUGAGGUUCCAGCUACGAAUACGAAUGCCCCCGACUCGCUACCGGUCGAGGAGGAGUCCACCAUUACGGUCCAACAACAGCAAACGCCACCGGAAUCGCCGCCAACACCGCAACAAGACGAGUCCACGCCUCUCACCACCACCGAGACGUCUACACAGGCUCCUCAACCCGUUGCUCCGACUGAAGGGCAGACCACAAGCCCCGCCGUAGCGCCAGCAGCGAUCACAGAGGCAGAAGCCCCAGCCGCAACGGUAGAGGAAACGGCGGUCAAGGAAGAAGUCAUCGGAGAUGAUGAAGUAGCCAAGGCGCAGGAAGAAGGACGAAAGGAAAGGGAGACGGCGAAUGCUGAAGGCCAGGCUCGGGCAGAGGCUGCAAAGGCUGAGGAAUAG